Peronospora matthiolae is the source of this 4902-nucleotide messenger RNA. The record is from the annotation of a GenBank genome assembly. Lineage: Eukaryota; Oomycota; Peronosporomycetes; Peronosporales; Peronosporaceae.
AUGAGGCUCUCCGCCGCGUUGACGUCGCUCGGGGCAGCGCUGCUCCACGCUGCACCUUCAGCCGCGCAGACGAGCACGACCACCGACGUGUACGACCCGCCUCUCCUCACCGCAGCUGGCAACGUCACGGGUUUGCCCGGAGGCAACGAGUUCUGCGGCGCUCAGCGUGUGCGCAAACCCUGGGGCGCACUCUCAUCGGACGAGCAGGCGCUGUACCUUGAGGCUAGUCGCCUGGCCGUUGCCAAUGGCGCAGUCGCUGAGUUUGCAGCUAUUGCUGCUGACUCAUUGGGCCAGGCCCAGGGCGAAUACUCUUGCGCGUUCUUCAGCUGGCACCGUCGGUUCCUAUUGGCCUACGAGUCGUACCUUCGCGAGCUUGAUGACCGGUUCGCUUGUCUCACGGUCCCGUACUAUGACGUGCAUACGGCAUACAUUCAGUCAGUGAAUGGGGACUGUUCCAACAUGUUUGACUGCAGUGGGAUUUUUCAAGCCAUUGGUGGAUCUCCUCAGAACUCAACAGAAGAGACGUCGCUGACAUUCAAUGGCGUGAAUGCCACGGGGUACGCGACGGUCGGAACCCCCUACGGUGACGUUUGUACUGGCAAUGACAAUGACGAGGACAAUUGUGGCUCGUACGUCGUGCGGGACGACGUGUCCAGCAAGACCGUUCCUAGUGCCGCGAGUUUUGGCUCGUUCCAGAGUGUCGUCGCCACCUCGGGCGACUACGCGACGUUCCUUCAGGGUAUUCAGUACGGCGUGCAUCACGAAGUGCUGGAUGCUAUUGGAGGCGUCUUUGCCACGGCUGCAGCUGCUCAUGACGUGCUCUACUACUCGUGGCACGCGGCUCUCGACAUGUACUUGCACGUGUACCACCUCUGCCGGAUCGGCGUUCCUCUCACUUAUGAUCAGAUCAUUGAGUCGCUCGAGGUGUACGCCAAUGCCACGCAGUCAUGCGGUGGUGUGGACGGUGUCGACGCUCAGUCGCCACUCCUAAUGAGGAUCACAGUCGACGGGCAAGUUGUUGACGCGUCGCAGCACCCAACACUUGGCCGGUACUUUGGUUACGUGGGCAGUGACAGCUGGAACUACGCAGACAUUCAGCAGCUCGGAGACUACUCAUACACGUAUCAGCUACCGGAGAUGCUACGCCAGCAGAUCUUGAGCAAUAACGACAUGUGCACGGGUUUCAACCGGGCGUUUGCUGCAACGUACACGAGUCUGAACGCCACUGCUGUCAAAAGCACGAUGACCAGCAGGACGACGACUAAGACAACGACCACCAAGACGACCAGGAUCGUGAAUGGCAAGAAAGUGACCACGACUAAGGUUACAAAAACAGUGACAAGGGCGAACAGCACGAUGACGUCGCGUGCUGCCAGGUCGACGGUAACGACCGGACAGCUCGUCAGUCAGUUCGGAUACGCGUACUUGGGCAACUUCAGUACGGACGACGAAGCAUUUGGUGAAGGAACUUUUGUGACAAACGGAUACACGGGCUAUACAGCGUACUACGGUGCCGGGGCUAUUACGACGAAGCACAACGGCAUCUUGAGUGCUAAUUUCUCUUCGUUUUCAAGCUUGCCGUCUACCUCUGCCCCGAUGUCAUCCAGCACGUCGGCUCGUGUCGACGCAACGUACUCGAACACAUCGAAUGUAGUGAUGAACGUGACGGUGGGGAAGAGCCUUGUGGCUCGUAACAUUACAGCGUCUGUAGCUACGUCGGGCAGCUACUGGGCAUGGCUGCAAACCGCAUACGACGGUCUGUACUCCCGAUUUGACGGUAACGUGGACCUAGUGGCGACACACAUGAAGCUGCUCGAGUGCUACACAUUCAACAGCGUCUACGGGCUGUCCAACUUCACGUCUACUUUCGUAACGAACAAGAAUCUGGUGACCAACCGUGUGCAGUGCGGUCAGCGUCUGGACCUGGUUCGUUCCGGUUUGCUGCAAUUGGCAGUGCGUUCCUCAGCGUACACAGCCGAGAGCUUGAGGUUCGCCAGCUCGACGGUUAUUAGCACUAUUCGCUCGUCGUACAGGCGUGUAACUUCUCGCCAAGUGACGUACAUCCGCAGGUCGUAUACACAGCGAGUGCAGGCGAGCCUUGACUCAGCGCAGGAAUCUCUGAACAACAUCACCAUCAUCACGAACGGUGGAUUUGGCGAGAAUGAGACGUCUACUAUUGCUGUGGACACUGGCUACGUCAUCUCUAACUCAUCAAGUACGGAGGCCAAAAGCUCUGGAGACACGAUUGCUAUAACGACCACCACGACAACCACAACGGCGGCCGAUGCAUCGGAUAAGUUGUCUGAGCUGCCGUCGGAGUUGACUGAAUCUGAUGUGGCGGAAUCGACCUUUGCCCCCAAGGAUCUGGAUGCUACGACGCGAACGGACAGCUGGACAUCGGGAGAAGGCACUGAUGUGAAGAACGGUAUGACGACCACCACAACAGGAGCGAACGGUGAAUUCACCAACACAGUGGCCCCUGUUCCUGAGAAUCCGGGUGUUACAGCGCAAACGGACAGCUGGACAUCGGGAGAAGGCACUGAUGUGAAGAACGGUAUGACGACCACUACAACAGGAGCGAACGGUGAAUUCACCAACACAGUAGCCCCUGUUCCUGGGAAUCCGGGUGUUACAGCGCAGACGGACAGCUGGACAUCGGGAGAAGGCACUGAUGUGAAGAACGGUAUGACGACCACUACAACAGGAGCGAACGGUGAACUGACCACGACAACAAACCCCGUUUCGAGUGGUUCUGUGUCAUCUAAUACACCCGCCGUUCCAGAAGGCUCUUAUCAGAUGACGACCACGACUCCUGGCACUUCGGUGACGAUUGUCGCCACCGGAUCUGAAGAAACGGACACCAACACAUACCAAGCAAUGAACACGACGUCUGGUGGAUGGACGAAUGCUCCAACGAUGAACCAUUCGUCGGUGACACCAGUUGGUAUAACGACAGAUGCGGCGGGGUGGACAACGUCCGCUUCGGAAUCGGACGGCAAGAUGAUCAUGACGACAACCGACUCGAACGGUGCGACGAUCACGACGAGUACCGGUUCAGGUGGCGAGAGUACCACGACUACUAUCGCGAUCUCUGAUGGUUCGCUUGUGCAUGAAGCCGACAACAAGGAGGUAUCAGGAGAGACGGAUUCGACGAUGAUUGUGGAGAUGGGGUCAACAAACCGCUCAUCGACCGGUACGACCACGACUGAGUCGAAUACGGAAACGAACACCACUGGAACACAUACUUCUGCUGCUGGCACUACGCCGGAUACUACCCCUGGUACCACUACACCAUACACCAUACACAAUGCAACUAUACCUGCUGCACAUAACGCCACGCCCGCUGCUACGUGCAUCGAAGUGUCCGUGCAUGGUGACGCGACUUACUGCAUAGAGGGACCUAUCUGCAGCGGAUAUGGCGACUGGCCUGCUGGUACAAUGUGCCCCAUGAAGGGCGACGUUGCUGUUCAGGACUGUCACGAGAUGCUGUCCAGCUAUACAAACUCGAGUGCUUGUGUUGCGCCCAAGAAUGCUGGGUGUAUCGAGAUUGAGGCUGGCGCCUGGGGCUGCGUCUUUGAGCAAGAGGGGGCUGAAACACCAGCUCCUACGAGUGCAAACAUGGACGUCCCUACGCCUGCUCCGACGAGGGCCAAGAUCGACGUCCCUACGCCUGCUCCGACGAGGGCCAAGAUCGACGUCCCUACGCCUGCUCCGACGAGGGCCAAGAUCGACGUCCCUACGCCUGCUCCGACGAGGGCCAAGAUCGACGUUCCUACGCCUGCUCCGACGAGGGCUAAGAUCGACGUCCCUACGCCUGCUCCUACCAGGACAAAUAUGGACGUCCCUACGCCUGCUCCAACUAGGAUCAAGGUAGACGUCCCUACGCCUGCUCCGACGAGGGCCAAGAUCGACGUCCCUACGCCUGCUCCGACGAGGGCCAAGAUCGACGUCCCUACGCCUGCUCCAACUAGGAUCAAGGUAGACGUUCCUACGCCUGUUCCAACCAGGACCAGAAUGGGCGUCCCUACGCCUGCUCCGACCGAGCAGACAGAGCAGCCAACUCCUGCCCCGACUUCUGGUAUUAUUGUGCCGGACACCACACACAAUGCAACUACACCUGCUGCGUGCAUCGAGGUGUCCGUGGAGGGUGACGCGACGUACUGCAUUGAGGGACCUAUCUGCAGCGGAUAUGGCGACUGGCCUGCUGGUACAAUGUGCCCCAUGAAGGGCGACAUUGCUGUUCAGGACUGUCACGAGAUGCUGUCCAGCUAUACAAACUCGAGUGCUUGUGUUGCGCCCAAGAAUGCUGGGUGUAUCAAGAUUGGGACUGGCGCCUGGGGCUGCGUCUUUGAGCAAGAGGGGGCUGAAAGACCAGCUCCGACCAGGACCGAGACGGUGGCACCCGCGCCGACGCUAACUACCGCUGAAUCAGGAAGCCAAGGCUUGACGUCCACCGAUGUGCAAGCGAUCGAUGCCUCGACCGCGUUCACUGCUCCCUCGACGCCUGAAACCAGAACUGAGCCUGAAGUCCAAACUACGGCUGAGUCGGCAGCGGCUUUCAGCCACGGUACAACUUACACUUACGAGCAGCAGCAGCAGCACACUCAGCAAAUGACGCAAAAGCAGCAAACUCAGCAACUGACGCAGCAAACUGCUGCUUCGUCCUCGCCCGCCCAGACCGUAAGCACGUUGAGCGCCGAUGCAAUUCCAGCCGACGACGAUGAAAGUAACGGCAUAUCCAGUGUCGCGAUUGUCGGCAUCUUAGUCGCUGUCUGUGCAGUCGUGGCUUUGGCUGGUUUCACAGUCAUCCAGAGACGCCAGCGUUCGAGCGAUGAAGAGGUGCCUUCCAGCGCUUACUACAGACAGCCUGAGACUCCGCUCACUCAAUCGAUCAAGCUGUGA